Heterobasidion irregulare TC 32-1 is the source of this 1950-nucleotide messenger RNA. RefSeq lists its product as uncharacterized. The record is from RefSeq and is a predicted model, not a curated record. The transcript is spliced from 7 exons. Lineage: Eukaryota; Fungi; Basidiomycota; Agaricomycetes; Russulales; Bondarzewiaceae. Gene Ontology annotation, biological process: deadenylation-dependent decapping of nuclear-transcribed mRNA; nuclear-transcribed mRNA catabolic process, nonsense-mediated decay. The annotation marks the transcript as partial. Gene Ontology annotation, cellular component: P-body; cytoplasm. Gene Ontology annotation, molecular function: RNA binding; 5'-(N(7)-methylguanosine 5'-triphospho)-[mRNA] hydrolase activity; manganese ion binding.
AUGGCUUCAUCAUCGUCAUCAUCGCCAGAAAUCUCAGCUGCGCCCUAUUCGCAUACGCCCGGUCGUUACCACUAUCCCACUCUGAAGGAGGCCCUAGAAGAUCUGACAAGUCGGUUCUUGUUGAAUCUCCCAGAGGAUGAACUUGCUUCGCUGGAGCGAGUAUGUUUCCAAGUCGAACAAGCUCACUGGUUCUAUGAGGAUUUUAUUCGAGAAGAAAAUUCCAAAUUCCCCUCUCUUCCUCUCAAGAAAUUCUCCGAAAUGCUAUUCGCAGCUUGUCCGCUGCUCCACCAUUGGGACCACGAGGGCGCUUUCAAUCACUUCAUGCAGUACAAGACCCGAGUACCAGUGUGCGGUGCAAUCAUGCUGAACGAUAGCUGGGACAAGGUCGUUCUCGUGAAAGGCUGGAAAUCGUCAUCGGGCUGGGGUUUUCCCAAGGGAAAGAUCAACGAAAGCGAAGCUCCUCAUGCAUGCGCUGCACGAGAGGUACAAGAGGAAACCGGAUAUAACUUGGCAGGGAAAAUAGAUCCCGAAGAUGUUAUAGAACUAUCUAUCAGAGAGCAGAAGAUAUCGCUAUACAUUGUUCCUGGCGUGCCGGAGGACUACCCGUUUCAAACGAAGACAAGGAAAGAGAUCAGCAAAAUCGAAUGGUUCAGAUUACUCGAUUUGCCGACAUGGAGGAGAGGUAAGACAGUACCGGGGAAGUUUUACCUUAUAUCGCCGUUCAUAGGUCCCUUGAAGGCCUUCAUCAGCGAGCGAAAGCCCCGGAAUUUGACUCGCAAACCACUUAAGGCUAAAGAUCUCCGCACUGAUCAGACUGACCGCAGACCAGAGGAGAGCGGGCCAGCUGAAGACCUCAAGUCUAUCUCAGUGGCGGACCUCAAUGGGCAGGAAUCCAGCUCGCAGUCAUCAGCAGAUAACGGCGAUCCACAGACACCCUCCCCUUUAUAUAGUAAACCGUCCGUGAACAGUGACGCGACGGGCAUCCAACUAGGCGAUCUUGACACAGAGUCGGUCAACGAUCCUGCGCUCAGGCGACUUCUCGUCGCAUUGACAUCAUCAUCAGUCCGAUCAGACACGAGCAAUAUCGAUCGCAGCAAGCCACAACCUUCCGUGCCCUCCACCAUCGUCCCACCUGCUGUUGUCAAAUCGCAUACCCCCCCAGAAGUUGAUGCUGCACACGACUGGUCAAUCAGAGGACCCCGUUGGCCAACGGAAAGGCUGACCGAUUCUCGUCCACACCGCACGCCAUCCCCUUCCUCGUCAGAGAAUGAGGCUCCCAUGCAGUCGAGCCCGAUGCAGUCAAGCCCGAAUACUUCUCGACGAACUUCCAGACCUGCAUCGUUGUCUACCAGGAAUGAUCGAACCAGGUCUCCUGCCCAUGCCUCACCUCCUACAUCGGGAACAUUUGCCACCUUGUCUUUGAUACCGUCCUCGCGCCCAACUGCUCGCCGCGGAUCUGCGUCCGCUACAGAUCUUUCACCCUACCUCACCCGGCCCUCAGAAGCACCAGCCAUCGGCAAGCGUAUGAAGCAGCUGGCUUUGUUAGAAUCUGUCAUAGACGAGUCGUCACGUAUGACGCCGGUCUUAGGCUUUCGUGCACCAGCAGUGCCGGACACAACUAGUAGUCACAUUCAGCGACCACCGGUUUCCUACGGUGUGGGUACAACCCCACCGCCACAUCACCAUGCUCGCCCGCUGUCUGUCUCGGCUGCACAACCCACGCACCCCAAUAAUCUAUCGUCAAUGUAUAAUGUUCAUGGACCGUACCAUCCGCAGCCUCAAAUAUUCAAUCCGUAUAAUCACGGUCCACCUGGCAUGCCUGGCGAUGACCCUUUUACCGUGCGCCCUCGCACCAGUAAUACCUUCCGCCCGGUCGCCGAUAAUCUCUCGAGGCCUCUUCAAACGCGAGCAAGCAUGAAUCAGGCUCAACUGCUCAGUGCUUUGUCCGGC